ACACACUCCUCAACGCGAGAGAGAGAGAGAGAGAGAGAUGGGGGGUUCGGUGGUGACGGGCUCUUCCGCUCCUCCUCCGCCGGAUCCGAACCCGAGCGUCGACAUCAAGAAGAAGAAGAAGAAGAAGAAGAAGAAGAAGAAGACGAAGAAGGAUCAGAAUCUCUCUCAAGCUGAGAUCGGCAAUCAGGACGAGAGGGGAGCCAAAGAGGAGAGCGAUGAAGGGGGAGAAGCUGGAUCUUCGCGCGAUCAGGAUCAGCACCUCUCUCAAGCUGAGAACUGUAAACGCGACGAGAGUGGAGCCGGAAAAGAUGGCGAGGUUGCGAACAUGGUCGCACCUGAGGCCUUGCCGAGCACGACCACGGAGAAGACGAACCCGGAGCCGAGAUCUUUGUCCCCGCCGCCGAUUUGCCCAAUCUGCUACGAGGACAUGGAUGCGAUGGAUGUGAGGUUCCGCCCCUGCGAGUGUGGGUUCGGGCUCUGCCUCUUCUGCUACAACCACAUCAUCCAGCAAGGCGACGGGCGUUGCCCCGGGUGUCGGAUAUCCUAUGACAGGUCCAAGCGGUAAUGAAGGAGGAGUGGGGAGGAGAUCUCAUUGUGCAUAUUGCGAGAUCAGUGGCUAUUCUGCAGAUAAUGAUGCCAUAUUGUUAGUCAUUUUACCAAUUACAUACCAAGCACCCGGAAUUUUAUUAUCUCAAGCUUGCAGGAUAGCCAAGGAUCUUCAUUCAGAUGGAACCAGAGCGAUUCGUUGUAUUACCAAAGUUGAGCAAGCAGCUGGAAACCAGAAAUAUCCUGCUUCUGUUCUGGCCCUUCAGAAUCAGGGACCCGUCCGCAAGCAAAGGGCAAAUGCCUUAAUCCAUGGAGAUAAGGAAGCAGAUGAAAGUCAGGCUCCCAAACCUCUAGAUAGGGCUUCGCGGUAAAUCUCAGAUAGUGCGGGAUCAAUUGGUUAGACUUGGUGAACAAAUGGUAUGCUGUGCUGAAGGAACCAGGGAUCUUGCUUUAGAGCAUUGUCGAGAAGUCGAGGACAAGUUUCUCCAGCAUAUUGCAGCUGGUGAGGUUAGUGAACCUUUGUUUUCUAUUCUGUUAUGAAUAAUUUUUUGCUUUUCCAUGUGGUUACAAAUUUUUCGUUUCUUGAAGGCAUACUAAAAUGACAAUACUUCUAUACCUCACCAGUCAUAAAACUUCAUGAAAUCUUGCUGCCACUUUUGCCCUCUAGAUGCUUAUUUUUUGUUACAUUUUGUACUCAAUCUUGCUUUAAGUAUUUAAAAGGGCACGACUUUGAAAUUAAGAGAAGAUUUUCAGAUACACUGCCUUCGAUCUUUGUUGUGCAGUAAUUCAAAUUGAGUUAUUUGCAAGAAAUUAAGCAUUUUGUUUUGGAUCGAACUAAUAAAUCUAUGGACAACAGCAAUUAAAUUUUUCAGUAGAUGCUCCUUAUACCUUUUGAAGUACUAGAAAGUGUUUGAACAUUGUAAGUACUUUAAGUUUUACCUUUGUUUGUUUUUCUGGUCGAAAGUCGUGAUUUCUUCUCUUCUUUUUUGUUUUCCUUUUCUAUUAAUUAACUCAAUUCAGAAGUGUCUGUUAAAUUCUUCUAUCUUAGAUGUCUA
Ananas comosus (pineapple) is the source of this 1601-nucleotide messenger RNA. RefSeq lists its product as uncharacterized. The transcript is spliced from 7 exons. Gene Ontology annotation, molecular function: ubiquitin-protein transferase activity. Gene Ontology annotation, biological process: protein ubiquitination. Lineage: Eukaryota; Viridiplantae; Streptophyta; Magnoliopsida; Poales; Bromeliaceae. The coding region runs from base 38 to 565 and encodes 175 amino acids. Gene Ontology annotation, cellular component: CCR4-NOT complex. The record is from RefSeq and is a predicted model, not a curated record.